GCAACCAUGUCAGGUCGUGGUAAGGGAGGGAAAGGACUAGGGAAAGGGGGCGCCAAGCGCCACCGGAAGGUUUUGCGGGACAACAUUCAGGGCAUUACCAAGCCUGCUAUUCGGCGUUUGGCUCGGCGCGGUGGUGUGAAGCGCAUCUCCGGCCUCAUCUACGAGGAGACCCGCGGGGUGCUGAAGGUGUUCCUGGAGAACGUGAUCCGGGACGCGGUGACCUACACGGAGCACGCCAAGCGCAAGACGGUCACGGCUAUGGAUGUAGUCUACGCGCUCAAGCGCCAGGGACGUACCCUGUACGGCUUUGGCGGUUGAGAGUAUGAGAGUCGGUAUCCUUCAAACUUUAAAAACAAAGGCCCUUUUCAGGGCCGCCCA
Molecule: messenger RNA, 378 nt
Organism: Vicugna pacos (alpaca)
Lineage: Eukaryota; Metazoa; Chordata; Mammalia; Artiodactyla; Camelidae
Product: histone H4
Cellular component (GO): nucleosome
Molecular function (GO): structural constituent of chromatin; DNA binding; protein heterodimerization activity
Source: RefSeq, a predicted model, not a curated record